Molecule: messenger RNA, 2428 nt
Organism: Cydia pomonella (codling moth)
Lineage: Eukaryota; Metazoa; Arthropoda; Insecta; Lepidoptera; Tortricidae
Product: G protein-activated inward rectifier potassium channel 3-like
Exons: 4
Coding region: 346-1791 (481 amino acids)
Biological process (GO): regulation of monoatomic ion transmembrane transport; potassium ion import across plasma membrane
Cellular component (GO): plasma membrane
Molecular function (GO): inward rectifier potassium channel activity
Source: RefSeq, a predicted model, not a curated record
CACGCAUUGCCAGUCCACACUAUCCUGGCGAUCAGGCCGCUCGCCAAAAACCGGUACGAUGGUGCAGCCCUAGUGUAGCGGCCCGCGCAGAAAAAUUAAAAACAAACUGUUAUUUUUCUGAGCUUGGUGUCUGAAAUACGGCCAAGAAAAUUUAAAAAUUAAUGAUUCUAAUUUCAAAUCAGAAUGGCGAGGAUAGUUUGAAGUUGCGUGAUUCCUGAAGAGAAUCUGUGACUUUUGUGCUGAUGACGUUGGAUCAGCUCUACCCACAAUGAAAUCCCGCAACAUGAAAAAACACGGUGCGAAUGCAAGGACGAUAUUGUGACAGUGCAAUUCGGACUUUUAACCAUGGCCGCAGAGCCCAGUUCCUACGAGUUGGAGAUACGAACCGAGGAGAAAGAAAAACCCAAACCAGCCUCGGGAAAAAUCUUUUAUAACCCAGGAGUUAUUGAGGAGGAGACAGAUGAAACCAGCGUGUUUGACAGCUCGAUGGUGGAGUCUCCGAUGCUCGGGGCUGGGUUUAGAGGCAGCGGGUUCCUCAGGCCGCCGCUGACGUUGCAUGCUUCGAACAGUCUACAUAGGAUCCCGACUUACAGCAGCUCCAUUGGGCAGAGCACUGUUUAUAGACAGGAUACAUGCAGGAGCCGGUCACACAGGCACGGCGCUACGCGGAGGACGAGGCGGCGAGCCAUCCUUAAAAAUGGAGAGUGCAAUAUUCUCAAGUCAAAGAUCUCGCAACGGCGACUGCGAUUCCUACAAGAUAUGUUCACCACCUUAGUGGACGCACAAUGGCGAUGGACUCUGCUCGUUUUCACACUAUCCUUCAUCCUUUCCUGGCUUGGAUUCGCAUUAAUCUGGUGGCUAAUUGCAUUCACACACGGAGACUUAGAAGAAAACCACCUCCCGCCCAACCAAGAAAGCUCAGACUGGAAACCGUGUGUGUUCAACAUUUAUGAUUUUACAUCGUGCUUCCUAUUUAGCAUUGAAACCCAACAUACUAUCGGCUACGGAUCUCGUACGACUACCGAAGAGUGUCCGGAAGCGAUAUUUAUUAUGUGUCUUCAAAGUAUUGUGGGUGUUAUGAUUCAAGCUUUCAUGGUUGGUAUUGUGUUUGCUAAAAUGACGCGACCGAAGCACAGAACACAGACUCUUCUGUUCUCGAAAUACGCGGUCGUUUGUCAGAGAGAUGGAGAGUUAUGCUUAAUGUUCAGAGUGGGUGAUCUCAGGAAGUCGCAUAUUAUUGGUGCCAGUGUGAGAGCACAACUAAUUCGAUCGAGAACCACCAAGGAGGGUGAGGUGUUGUCUCAUUAUCAAACAGAAUUAGAAUUGAACGCCGACGGAUGCGACAGUAAUCUGUUCUUUAUCUGGCCGAUCACUAUGGUGCACCGAAUAAAUGCGGAGAGUCCGUUUUACGGUGUGUCGGCAGCGGAUGUGUUACAGGAGAGAUUCGAAAUAGUAGUUAUUUUAGAAGGUACGAUUGAAUCGACGGGACAGACAACGCAAGCCCGUUCUAGUUACACGACUAGUGAAAUCAUGUGGGGGCACAGAUUUGCGCCGCUAGUGACGUAUAACCGCGAGCGUCAGGGCUACGAGGUGGACUACUCUAAGUUCGAGGAGACGAUGCAGGUGGAUACUCCGCUUUGCUCCGCCAAAGAGCUGGACGAGUUCUACGGCAGCCAGACUGAUCGCCGAUCUAUCGAAAACGCGGAACCCCUUGUCCUGAAGAUGCCCGAGCGAACCCCGACGGAACCUAAAGCCGAACACAAAGAUGGAGAUUACACUGUCACACUUUAAAACUUUUAUGUUAUUUCGAUGUAUUCCUAUUUGUCCCCGCCUCAUCAAUGGCGGCGGUCAUGUGGGGCUGGGACGAAUGGGAAUACUUAACUACACCGUUAUUUCAAAAUGUUACAUGGGUAUGAUAGCUGAAAAACACAGGUAUAUCGAUUUUAAUAACAGGUUAUGAAUUCGAUCUGGAGUAGUUAUGGAUCUGAUCUGACAGUGUCAAAAGUGACAUUUUUUGUUGCAGAAAUGAUUCAGAUCUAAUUCAUAACCUGUUAUUAAAAACAGAAUACGCUUGACAGUCAUUUCUCUUAUUUAUUUUAUCUUCCAAUAUUAUUCCGAAAAUAUCCCCUAGUCAAAUUUAGGUUAAAUAAAAUGUAAAAAAAUGAAUCUCAAAUAUCCUACAAAUCACGAGUUCAAUACUUCCAACAUUCCAUUUACCUGUUUAAGAUUUAAGUAAGAAUAUAAAAUAUUGAAAUGUUGUAUACGUUUGUGCAAUUAUUUAAGUUAAUUUGUGUAUGUGUAGUUCAUGCAUUUCGUCAUAGUUUUAUGCAGACGGCUGUACAGUAAUAUUAUGUGCCUGUCUACUUAUGAUGAAGAUAUUGUAUAUAAAUAGAUGAGAUUGAACAUUCUAAAUGUAUGUUGUAAAGUU